AUGGCUUUGGGAGAGACACCUCCAUUCAGGCCAUUCCCUGAAAGGGACUCUGCUGUGACCUGUCAGCAGGCAACACUGUUGGUGGCUGUAGGAAGUGGGGCUCCGGCAGCACACCACAGCAGCCACUGCAUCUCUGUUGUCCCAGGUUCCUCGUGCCCUCACUCCAGGCACUGUGCACUCUGGUCCCUGCACUCUCUGCCGUCUCGGAACCUGGAUACUCCAGCUCUUGCCAAGGUGCUGGGAGCACAGGUUCAGCUGCUCUUUGCACUCCCUAUUGCUUUCACAAAGCCCCAACUCUACUCCCAAAGCAAACGUAAUGAGAAGCCGCUAUGUGGUGCCUCAAUCCUGGCAGUAGCAAUUUGGCUACGAGUUGGCAAAGAUGGUCCAGAGAUUCUCAGUCCUGGGGAUGCUACCAUUAACCCCUAUAUUGCUGUGAAUAUCUUGAUUGUUGUGGGUGCUAUCAUCAUGAUUCUGGGUUUCCUGGGAUGUUUUGGUGCCAUGAAAGAAAACCAGUUCAUGCUUGUUUUGUUUUUCGUAGGAUUGAUUCUGAUCCAACUUCUGCAAGUGGUGGCAGGUAUCCUAGGAGCUACUAACAAAUCUAAGACUGAACGUGCUCUGAAUGAGACUCUCCAGACUAAUGUACAUCUUUUGAGUGCAACAAAUGAAAAUGGAAAACUAUUCCAGAAAGCCUUUUCUGAAAUUCAAGAAAAGUUAAAAUGUUGUGGUUUGAUCAGUGGAGCUUCUGACUGGGGAAAUAAUUUUCAAUACUAUUACAAGUCAUGUGAAUGUCCAAGUGCAUCAGAUUCUUCUUGUAUAAAGUAUGAUGGAAAAACUAUUUACAAACAGUCAUGCUUUUCUUUGAUAAGAGGCUUAUUUUCAAGACGUCUUUCCAUAGUUAUUGGACUAGCGUUUGGACUGGCAGCUGUUGAGGUACUUGGUCUGAUAUUUUCUAUUGUCCUGUACUGCCAGAUCAGGAAGAAAUAA
Mesoplodon densirostris (Blainville's beaked whale) is the source of this 984-nucleotide messenger RNA. RefSeq names its product tetraspanin 8 (gene TSPAN8). Gene Ontology annotation, cellular component: membrane. The record is from RefSeq and is a predicted model, not a curated record. The coding region runs from base 1 to 984 and encodes 327 amino acids. NCBI's taxonomy places the organism in Eukaryota, Metazoa, Chordata, Mammalia, Artiodactyla, Ziphiidae. The transcript has 10 exons.